This is a messenger RNA of Phlebotomus papatasi, 2751 nucleotides long. Its product is annotated as voltage-gated potassium channel subunit beta-2-like. The transcript is spliced from 8 exons. Lineage: Eukaryota; Metazoa; Arthropoda; Insecta; Diptera; Psychodidae. Gene Ontology annotation, biological process: regulation of potassium ion transmembrane transport; potassium ion transport. The record is from RefSeq and is a predicted model, not a curated record. Gene Ontology annotation, molecular function: voltage-gated potassium channel activity; transmembrane transporter binding; potassium channel regulator activity. Gene Ontology annotation, cellular component: cytoplasm; voltage-gated potassium channel complex. The coding region runs from base 401 to 1675 and encodes 424 amino acids.
CGAAACUCCGUUGUCGUUGUUAUUGGUUCUGUAGAUCAGUUUUUGUGUCGAGUUCGCGCAAUCUUGUACCUCCUGACCCCGCCGACGGACCAAAAGGCAGGGUAGGAGCUUCCGCGGAAGGGCCAUCGUGUGCUUUUCCCUUCUGUUUUUUUCUUCCGUUUAAUUGUCACCCCAUUUCGUAUUUAUUUGUCGGUGUUGUGAACUUGUGUGAUAACGUGAGUGUCUUCAGAGUGUGGGAAGUGAAUAAGUGGGGAUUUUGCAAAUAAAGAAUAAAGUGAAAGGUGAAGGUGUGCAAACCAAAGUGUUUGCACCCCAGAGACAGAGGGACUAAAGGUUAAUCAAAACGGUUCAGAAGAAAGGUCACAGCCUCUUGGCGGGCGCUUCGAGUCUGGCCCGCAAAAUGUCCAUUGUGCUGUGUAAUGUGGCCUCAUCAACCGGGGGAAGCAAUGAUAACAACAACAAUGCCGAUAACACAAGCGACGACUCAAAUCCUGUCACAAUUUACAGGUGCCGAGCGCCAAUAGCGUCCCUCGAUUGCAUGGAAGAGUUCAGUGGUACGGGCCACCUUGAUUUCGGGCGCUCGAUAAGCCUCGGCUCGAAUCCCGCUCUGCCGCUGAGACACAGUACAAAUACCACUCCGGGUCUUCGGUAUAAGAACCUCGGAAAGAGUGGCCUACGGGUGUCCAAUGUGGGCUUGGGUACGUGGCCGGUGUUCUCGUCCGGAGUACCUGAGGAGCAGGCGGAGGCUAUCAUUCGGCUGGCUGUGGAAAGUGGGAUAAAUCUGUUUGACAUCUCCGAGGCUCACUCGGAGACGGAACUUGGCAAGAUUCUGCAGAAAUGCGCCUGGAAACGGACCAGCUUUGUGGUGUCGACCAAGAUCUACUGGAGUACAAAAUCAGAGGAACGUGGCCUGUCCAGGAAGCACAUCAUCGAGAGUGUGAAGGCGAGCCUACAGCGCCUUCAGCUGCAGUACAUCGACAUUGUGAUAAUCCACAAGGCUGACUCCAUGUGUCCCAUGGAGGAAAUUGUCCGAGCCAUGAACUACGUCAUCUCGCAGGGUUGGGCUAUGUAUUGGGGCACAGCCAGAUGGUCUCCCGUAGAGAUUAUGGAGGCCUAUACCAAUUGUCGUCAGUUCAAUUGCAUCACGCCAAUUGUGGAACAAGCAGAAUACCAUAUGUUCAAUCGGGAAAAGGCUGAACUCUACCUCCCCGAGAUGUACAAUAAAAUUGGUGUGGGAUUGAUGGCCUGGGGACCACUGUCAAUGGCACUCGGAGAUACGCAAAAUGGUGAGCGAAUUCUCUUUUCCAAGGGCUCCUUCAAAACCAAGAGUCACAGCUAUUCGUGGACCGAGGAUGAGGCCAACAAAGAUAGCUUUGGAUGGAGCAAGGAACGCCUCGAGGAGGGACGUCGUCAGGUUGAUAAAAUUAGAGAUAUUGCAACACUUGCUGAGAAGUUAGGCUGUAGUCCGACCCAGUUGUCCAUAGCGUGGUCUUUGAAGCAUGAGCCGGUGCAGUGUCUGCUUAUAAGUGCCAUCACUCCUGAGCAGCUGCACCAGAGUCUUCAAGCCCUACAGUUGCUGCCACGCUUAUCAACUGCCGUGAUGCUGGAACUUGAGCGAAUUCUGGACAAUAAACCCGUUCGGCCGCCACCAAUAUCAACCUUAGCACUUCGGUGACAAUCAGCCUGCCCCCCGGGGCCACCCAGUUCAACUGGGCAACCCUGCGGGGCAGAGUCACCCAAGGAGGAGGACCUGAGCAUAGACGUAGCUCUGUAAACGUCAACUUUCAAGUAAACAUCCAUCUCCAUUGGAAAAAUCUUGACGAAUGUAUGACUUUUUAUUCUUGUUCACUUCUAUCUUUAUUAUUUUUUAAUUAAAAUUGCGAGAAAUAAAAUAAAUUGCAAUUUGAGAACAAUACAUUAGAAAAGCAAAAAAUGUGUGAAUGUGAAAUUUUUUGUGAAAUAUAAAAUCCAAAGCGAUUAAAGAAAAACAUUUUGCUAAAUAAAAGAAAAAAAGAAAAACAAAUUCACAUCUUUUAACAAAAUGCUACAUCAACGCGAGGGACAGAAAGGGAAUUAUAUGAAACAAUAAUUGAAUAUUAAAAAGUAAUUAUUAAAAAAAAUGCGUGGGUGCAAAGCUCCUUCAAAAAAGUUUAUAUAAAAGAUUAAAAAAAAAAUGAUGAAAAAUUGAAUAAUAAUCACGUCUUUGAUCAUAAAUCGAUUUGAAUCUUGUACAUUAGUUACAUAACAAAGAAUAUUUAACAAAAAAAAACAAAGAACUUAUUAACUUAAAAAAAAAAUGUACUGCGAGAGUAUUGAUAAAAAUAUUUAUAGUUUUCAUUCGAAGCGUUUAAUCAAACAAAGAUAAAGAUGAAAUCAUAUACAUAAAGAAACAUAUUUACUCAAAUAUAUAAGGGACAUAAAAUUACUCAUAUUUAAUUAAUGAGAUGGCAAGAAAAUGGAAGAAAAACAAGUAUUUAUGAAACAAAAAAAAAUUAUAUACGAUAAAAAUACGAUUUGACAAGAAAGCAAAUACCUACGAAAAAUUGAAAAAAUGCAUAAAAUUCCUUUCUUUAUAGAAAUCAUUCUUAGUGCAGAACAUUUAUUGCAUAUAAAAUUGAAAGUGAGAUAAAGAAAACUUAAAGAUCUAAACAAAAUGAAUAAAGAAAAAAACUUACAUUAAAAGAAAAAAAAGAUGAGAAUGUCACAAUUUUAUUCCAAUAAUAAUUGCAAUAAAAAUCUCAAUCACUAAAA